Molecule: messenger RNA, 345 nt
Organism: Colletotrichum orchidophilum
Lineage: Eukaryota; Fungi; Ascomycota; Sordariomycetes; Glomerellales; Glomerellaceae
Exons: 1
Source: RefSeq, a predicted model, not a curated record
UUCCUUCCCAUUCCCCUCCCCGUACACAACUUACAUACCCCGUACCUAGACCCGGCAUCUCGAUCAGACUUUGACUCUGCACUGCCGACUCUGGCAGAAGUCUGCUAUAUAUCAUCCGGCACUCUGUAUCCGGCUCGCCUCGCUGCCGAAGCCAAUAGAUGUCACGAAAUAUUCGCGAGGACUGUCGUAUGUAUGGCAAGGUGUCAACGAAUUUUUGCUUUAGCAUCGAGACGUGCUAUCGAACUCUCACUCAUGACGCUUUCGGCUGGGCUGACGACCACUCGCUCUCGGCUAGACAAAGGACAGAGAGCUGCCGAGGGGCUAGCUGAAAGAAUAUGCUCGUGA